ACAGGGCAGGAGAGAGAAAACUGGGGGAGACAGUAUGUCAUCAAAAUGUACUCAAAGCAAGGCCCAACAGAUGCAGCCUCAGGUUCAGCAGCCAUGUCUCGUCAUAGCCAUACCAAUGAACCAGCCCUACUCCCAACUGAAGAAGCAGGAGUUUGUGGACGUCAGCCCGCCGCAGAGGAACUGGAAGGGCAUCGCCAUCUCUCUGCUGGUUAUCGUGGUGGUCUGCUCCCUCAUCACCAUGUCUGUGGUCGUCCUCACACCCUUGGAGGUCCCCGGCAGCAGCAAAUCCAGGCUGACUGUGGCAGAUCUGUAUAAACCAGAGUUCAGCAUUCAUGACCCUGAGGCCACGUGGAUCAGCGAUUCAGAGGUGGUUUACAGGAACCGAGACGGCCACGUCAUCAAGUUCAACUUCGCCUUGAAUGAGACGGAAGUCAUCCUGAGCAACAACACUUUUGUGGCUUUCAAGGUGGCAAAGUACUCUCUCUCUGCAGAUCUGAAGUAUGCGCUCUUCGCUUACGAUGUCAAACAGAUGUACAGAUAUUCAUACACGGCCUCCUACAUCGUCUACAACAUCUACACGAGGGAGGUUUGGGAGCUAAACCCCCCUGAGGUUCAGAACGCAGUCCUCCAACACGCAGCGUGGGGAAGACAAGGACAGCAGCUGAUCUACAUCUUUGAGAAUAACAUCUACUACCAGGCAGACGUGAGGAGCAUCUCCCUGAGAAUCACCUCCUCUGGGAUGGAGGGAGUCAUCUUCAACGGGCUCCCUGACUGGUUGUAUGAAGAGGAGAUUCUGCGUUCACACUUGGCUCACUGGUGGUCGCCGGACGGAGAGCGGCUGGCUUUCCUCACCAUCGACGACACCCUGGUACCGAACAUGGCUCUGGCCCAGUUCACCGGCAGCACCUACCCCCGAGGACUACAGUACCCGUAUCCCAUGGCCGGUCAGACAAACCCUGCCGUCAAGCUGUCGGUGGUCAACCUGUUCGGAGCGACACACACUCAGGAGCUGCAGCCUCCCGAUCAGCUCAGACACAGAGAUUUCUACGUCACCAUGGUGAAGUGGAUCAGUAAUACUCACGUGGCCGUGCGGUGGCUCAGCCGGCCCCAGAACGCCUCACUGAUGACGGUGUGUGACGCCACCUUAGGAGCUUGUCUUCAGAGACACGAGGAGUCCUCAGAGACGUGGCUUUCCAGACAGACACAGGAGCCGCUGUUCUCCAAGGACAGGAGCAGGUUUUUCCUCGCUCUGCCCGUGAAACAAGGAGGUCAGGGAGACUUCCACCACGUCACCAUGUUCACCAAGAAGAUACGAAGCGACCAGGACGAAGUCCGCCACCUGACGUCAGGGGACUGGGAUGUGACGAAAAUCGUAGCUUACGACGAAAACAACCAGAUCGUAUACUUCCUGAGCACAGAGGACUCUGCACAACAGAGGCACUUAUACAGCGUGUCCACCCUUGGCCUGUUCCCGCGGCGAUGUCUGACCUGCGGGCUGAAGGAGGGCUGUAUGUUUUUCGACGCAGACGCCAGCCCCGAUGCGCAGCACGCCAUCCUGCACUGUAAAGGCCCUGGAGUUCCAGCUCUGCUGCUCCUCAGCUUUGACAACGUGGACUCGUAUUUCAUCUUGGAGAACAACCUUCCUCUGCGGUCUGCGCUGGAGACUAAAAGGACGAUUCAGACGGAUAUCCGGAUCAUCACUAAUGACAACUUUGAGCUACCUCUGAAGCUCAUCUAUCCUCCUGACUUCUCUGAGUCCUACCUCUACGGCCUUCUCCUUAUUGUUGGCAGUUCUCCAGGAGAUCAGACGGUGACAGAGGAGUUCAGCUUGGACUGGAACUGGGUACUGGUGGGAUCUGAGCAGGUCAUUGUGGCGCGACUGGACGGCAGAGGGUCGGGGUUCAGAGGUCAAAGGGUUUUACAGCAGGUCCAUCUGAGGCUCGGCACAGUGGAUGCAGAGGACCAGAUAGCCGCUCUUGAGUACCUGGUGAAGCUGCCGUUCAUCGAUCGCACUCGUGUCGGAGUCUUUGGAGAGGACUACGGCGGCUUCCUCACACUCAUGAUGCUGAAGUCGACGGAGAAGCUGAUCAGAUGUGCUGCAGCUCAGGCUCCUGUCAUUGACUGGUCCAUGUACGCUUCAGCGUUUUCUGAAAGAUACUUCGGUUUGCCUUCAACUGAGGAGAACCGCUACCAGGCGUCCAAAGUCCUGCCCAACCUGAAAGGUCUGCAGGGAGGAACUCUGUUUCUGGCUCACGGGACGGCCGACGCAAACGUUCACUUCCAGCACUCGGCAGAGCUCAUCAAACACUUGAUAAAGAUCGGAGCCAACUACACUAUGCAGAUUUAUCCAGACGAGGGACACUUUCUGUCCAAACGCAGCCGGAUUCAGCUGACUCAUUCCCUGAUUGGUUAUUUCAGAGGCUGUCUGCUCGAUGCGUCAUCGUUACUCAGCCAACAGCGUGACGACGAGUGAGAGGCUGCUGGAUGGCGUUCGACAACUGUGUGUGUAGGUUUGUGUGUUGACGAGCAUCUGUGCCCCUGGUAGACUGAUUUGAGUGUGUGUGUGUGUGUGUGUGUGUGUGUGUGUGUGUGUGUGUGUGUGUGUGUGUGUGUGUGUGUAUGUAUGUUUUAUACCUGUAGCACAAUGUUGGAUGGACAAAACAAGCUUCUUAUCAACAUAUCAGACCAGUUUCCAUCGCUCAUCACGUCAGUAGACUAAAGCUCCUACACUCAGCUCUGUUGUCAAGUAUUAUAAUGCAGUUUUCGCCUGUAGGGGGCGCUAGGUAGCAAACAAUCUAACGGAGGUUGAUUAGAGAGGUUAUCUCUUAAAUUCUUAAACUCUUAAAUUCUACAAAAAAAUGGAUGCAGUUUCUUGGAGGUCUCUAAACAUGCACUGACACUUUUUUGCUAAUUUAAUGAAAUUAGCACAAAUUUCUGACACACAAUGAUUUGAAUGAAAUAUACUUUUGACUUUGACCCCAGAAACAUUCGUUGUUAAAGACCCUUAAAACCCGUUGUCAUGGUAACCAACCUUGUAUUUGGUAUUCUGCCACAGACGACACAGUCAGGCUUUAGGAAGAUGUUGUAUUGACGGGUUGAAACCGCCUGUCACUACAGGUUGUUUGCCUGUUAUUAAAUGGAUUUUUUUUAGCAGCCUGUUAUAUCGAUUACAAGCUCUUUCUCUAAGUAUUGAGAAUUUUUGUCUUCAUGCAAAUUGCCCCAAUCCGCUCUGUCAGUGUGGGCUAAAACUGUUUUCAAAAGCACGGGCAUCAUUGUUCCUCCAAAACUUCUGACAUCAAGGACAUUGCUGUGGCUAAUUGUUCCUCUUAUGGCGCCUUCGUAUCCUCUUUACUGUCAUUUUAUUGCUUCAUCCGUGAGUGAUUCACUUGUACAGCCUCUUAGAAGUGUCAUGUCUGCUAAUUUGUAGUUAUUGAAACAUUUCUUAUGACACUAUCUCCUUAUUGUGAUUUAUUUAUUAUUUUUGUAUUUAUUUAAUUCUAAAAAAAAGUGGCAUUUUUGGGACAUGAUGCCGGUGAAGUGUCUAAGAUUUCCCUGAGAAAAUCUGCGUUGCCUUCAGUUGUUACCUGAACGAGCGGGCGUGAGGGGUGUAGCCUUUUAUUGCCCCGGGUCUUGCCUGUCAGGCUCCUUACAGGCUGCCUUACCUUAAUCCUGAAGGGGGUUGGGGCUCUAUGCAGCCUGCAGAAACUGCACGUUUUGUUUGAUUAAAUCUAUAUUUAAAUUUACAAUUAAUAUUUUCCCAAGAAAGACACAAUAAGACAGUUUCGCACAAUUUUCUUCAGAACGUAUCAGGUAUUUGUAAAUGAUAAUAUGUAUGGUUAUAUUCUACUAUGAUUAUGAAAAGCACAUAAACUGAUUUUGAUUUAAUUUAUUGAUUGAAAUGUUUUUGUUGUUAAUGUUCUCUUAUUUAAACCCCCCCUGUUGCUUCACAGUUGCAGGAUUUAAAUGAGAUUAUUGAUGAAUAGCUACUAGCCACUCACAGUCCAGGCUGUUCUUUGUUUGGGGAUAAAACAAACAAAGCAAACACUAUAAUGGGAAAAAUAAUCUGCAGCAGGUCUGUUGCCGUUUACGUGGCGAUGUACCACUUAUGAUGUAUCAUUUCUGCUGUAAUGGACUCAUCUCUCAUGUAAAAAUGUCAUUAAUUGAAAUUUGUCUCACCACUGUUCUGGGUAAAUUACUUCAAGUGCAAUUGCUCUACACUUUGCAGUCAUGUUUGUGCAUUUCCAGCCGCUUAAAACGUGUUUUUUGCUGUACCAUGCAUUUUGGAAGCGCUGCCAUAUUAUAGUCUUAUCCAUGAAGUAUUGCACUAAAAGGCAUCGUAAGUGUUAUGGCAACACAGAGCAUGAGAGCGCUCUUCAUUGUGAUUAUGGGUACGAGGGUGAUUCAGACGAUUACUGUCGGGUGCCAUUAAUCACAGUGAUGAAUGUCCUCUGUGCUGGGGGGGGGGGGGGCGACUCGUGUCCGGUGUCUGGAGUUUCAUUUUCAAAAACAGGGGGGAAACCGCUGUUACAAGAGUUGGUAUGAACUGUGGUGAUAAUCCCCUAACACUGGGCUAGCAAUCGGUUGCCAUGCCAACGUCUUUGGUAUCCUUGGAUACAGCUACACUCUCAUAAUUCAUUUAAAGAUGAAACAUGGAGCUCUUUGCAUCUUGGGCCGAGCAGCCGCUGAUGCAACCCCAUCCUACGUUUAUCCGCUAAGAAAUCAACACUGUCUGUGCUGCGUAACAUCCGAGUCCAAUUUAAAGUGUCAGUAUGUGAAGUCAUGGCUAUUGUCUUUAAUGGGGUUUGUACUGUGAGUUUAACUUGAUUUUCUUCUGGGAGGGGGUCGGGGGGGGCGGAUGUUGUGAA
Seriola dumerili (greater amberjack) is the source of this 4865-nucleotide messenger RNA. RefSeq names its product inactive dipeptidyl peptidase 10-like. NCBI's taxonomy places the organism in Eukaryota, Metazoa, Chordata, Actinopteri, Carangiformes, Carangidae. Bases 35 to 2473 code for a protein of 812 amino acids. Gene Ontology annotation, biological process: proteolysis. The transcript is spliced from 28 exons. The record is from RefSeq and is a predicted model, not a curated record. Gene Ontology annotation, molecular function: serine-type peptidase activity; dipeptidyl-peptidase activity.